Messenger RNA from Ornithodoros turicata, 715 nucleotides. RefSeq lists its product as uncharacterized. Bases 67 to 579 code for a protein of 170 amino acids. Lineage: Eukaryota; Metazoa; Arthropoda; Arachnida; Ixodida; Argasidae. The transcript has 4 exons. The record is from RefSeq and is a predicted model, not a curated record.
AGCUCCCGCACAUUCAAAUAGGCUUGACGCCUACACGAGAGUGGAGCAUUGAAGUGGCAAGUGAACAUGAAAACUUCCAUCGCGGUGCUUCUGUUCUUGGGCCUGGCCCUAGCCCUAAUAGACGACGCAUCAGCUCGACGCAGGUGGUGGCAUAGACACCGACAUGACGAUUCGAGGGACGAAGACUGUGAGAGAAGGCGCCCUCCCUUGCAAGAAGAUGGACGCAACUUUCUGUGCCGAUACCGCUGCGCGGGAGGUUACUUCCGCUACGGGAGAGAAGAGGAUGGCACGCCCUGCGUGUCGAGGCUGAGACGACCAGGGCUGUGCUACGGGGGAAGGUGCGUCUCCGAAAGAAGGUACGAGAGACUUGUUGGUGAAACAGGAAAGGACGACGUAACGGACAGACCCGAACGGGACGAGGAUGUAACAGACAGAACCGGACCGGGCUACGACGUCACUGAUCGUCCCGAACAACCCAAGCCAACCCAGGAUCCUGAUUACGACUACAGGGAUGACGAGGAAGUCACUUUUGGACCACCCAAGCCAACACCUAAAGCCGUGACAACGUCUUUCGAGUGACAUGAAAGACUGCAUGCCGCGUAUAUAGUGAUGACCACGAACGCAGGCCCACGUGAAAGUUUCAUGGCGGUCGGUGCAGGGGUCCUCUUUCUGUAUGGUUUGGAUUGAUGCAGCAGUAAAUAAGAGAUGUGUAUGA